UCGACCACCGUUCGGACCACGUCCCCGCCUGUUGUGGAGACGUCCAGCACAGUCCCGACGGUCACCACGACGGGAGGCCGCACACCAUCUCCACCGCCUCGGACCACCACGACACCUCCAGCACCGUGUCCACGACCACCACGGGCACCCCCACCGCCAGCGCCUCGACGUCCACGCCCACCCCCCUGUCCUCUCCGACCACCGUCAUGACCACGACCUCAUAUUUCAGCUCUUCCACCCUCGUCAAAUGCUGCAUCUUGAAUGAAACCCACUUUUACGCGCCAGGGGAGAUGGUGUACAACGGCACGCAUGGAGACACCUGCUACUAUGUGAACUGCUCGGUCACCUGCAACCUGGAGUUCUACAACUGGUCCACACCGGCCACUACCAAGCCCCCUGGGUGCCCAGACUUUGAUCCUCCCAGACAGGAGAACGAGACCUGGUGGCUGUGCGAGUGCCUCAUGGCCAUUUGCAAGCAUGACAACACAGUGGAGAUCGUGGAGGUGGAGUGCAAGCCCCCGCCCAUGCCCACCUGCUCCAACGGCCUCAAGCCCGUGCGCGUCAUGGACCCUGACGGCUGCUGCUGGCACUGGGAGUGCGACUGUGAGUCCCUCCUCCACGGGGUGCAGGUGAACGGGCAGGCGGUGGCGCUGCCCUACAAGAAGUAUGGGCUGCAGGUGUACCAGUCGGGCAUCAACUACAUGGUGGACAUCCCCGAGCUGGGCGCCCUCGUCUCCUACAACGGGCUGUCCUUCUCCGUCCGGCUGCCCUAUCGCUUGUUUGGCAACAACACCAAGGGCCAGUGCGGCACCUGUACCAACAACACUGCGGAUGACUGCGUCCUGCCCAGUGAGGAGGUCAUCUCUGACUGCGAGAUUGCGGCUGACGACUGGGUGGUGAAUGACCCAUCCAAGCCACACUGUCCUCAAGGCAGCUCUACGACCAAGCGCCCGACCAUCACGACCCCAGGGGCUGGCAGACCCACCCCACCUAAAAACUGCACAGCGUCUCGUCUCUGCCAGCUCAUCAAAGACAGCCUGUUCGCCCAGUGUCACGCCCUCGUGCCCCCACAGCACUACUACGACGCCUGCGUGUUUGACAGCUGCUUCGUGCCCGGUGAGGGCCUGGAGUGCGCCAGUCUGCAGACCUACGCAGCCCUCUGUUCCCACCAGGGCGUCUGCAUCGACUGGAGGAACCACACACGCGGGGCCUGCUCGGUGCAGUGCCCAGCUCACAAGGAGUACCAAGCCUGUGGCCCCGCAGAAGAGCCCACUUGCAAGUCCAGCUCUUCCCAGCAGAACUCCACAGGCCUGGUGGAAGGCUGCUUCUGUCCCAAGGGCACCAUAAACUAUGCCCCCGGCUUUGACGUCUGCGUGGAGAUGUGCGGCUGUGUGGGGCCAGACAACGUGCCCAGAAAG
Carlito syrichta (Philippine tarsier) is the source of this 1418-nucleotide messenger RNA. Its product is annotated as mucin-2-like. The annotation marks the transcript as partial. NCBI's taxonomy places the organism in Eukaryota, Metazoa, Chordata, Mammalia, Primates, Tarsiidae. The record is from RefSeq and is a predicted model, not a curated record. The transcript is spliced from 11 exons. Gene Ontology annotation, cellular component: extracellular matrix.